Messenger RNA from Cyclocybe aegerita, 1677 nucleotides. Lineage: Eukaryota; Fungi; Basidiomycota; Agaricomycetes; Agaricales; Hemipholiotaceae. The record is from the annotation of a GenBank genome assembly.
AUGCAGCUCGAUGACGCCGACUCGAGCCUGGCCUUUAAAGGUGCAUGGAAACACUUUGGCCCAAGCUCAAAAGGAACAAAAUCGGCUUACAAUAAGACUCUCUCCAUGAGCGAGAGUGCUGGAGAUACUGUCACCAUAAAAUUCACUGGAACUUCGAUAGCAGUUCGGGGUUGGCUCCUGAGAUCGAGCAACUCUACCGUCAUGCCGGUGUCUUCCUAUAGCGUCGAUAAUGGCCCAUCUGUUGUGUACGCGCCGCUCAACUCCGACAUGGGGACGGCCCUGCCAAUCGUAUUUUUCUCCUCUUCGAAUCUGGACCCGGGACCGCACACACUUGUCGUCAAGAACGAGAGAAAAGGUGGAAGAUAUUACUUGGACUACCUUGAAGUCGCUCCGUCAGAUGUGCCUUGCGAGAUGGAAGUAGGACACGGAGAAGAUGGAGAACCCGCAAAGCCCGGCUCAACUGAGUUCUACUCAAAACUCAUCAUCAGCGCGGUCCUCGUUCUUGCAGGAGGCGUCUUUGCCGGGCUGACUCUCGGUCUUAUGGGCCUGGACGAACUCCACCUUCGCGUACUUGCCACGUCUUCGGAGAACUUGAACGAGAAGAAGAAUGCUCAGAAAGUGCUCAAUUUGAUGCGCAAGGGACGUCAUUGGGUUCUCGUGGUCCUCCUAUUAGCCAACGUCAUCAUCAACGAAAGUUUGCCCAUCUUCCUAGACGGUGCUAUUGGCGGAGGUGUUGCUGCUGUUGCCAUUUCGACUACCGCUAUCGUCAUCUUUGGAGUCAUCCCUCAAGCUCUCAGCGUUCGCUAUGGGCUCUCUAUCGGCGCAACUUGCGCUCCUUUCGUCCUUGGGAUGAUGUACCUCUUCUCAGCCAUCGCCUGGCCCAUGGCGAAGCUCCUCGACUUCGCCCUUGGUGCCAACGAGCAACAUACGUACAAGAAGGCAGAGCUAAAAUCAUUCCUUCAGUUCCACCGCACGGGUGAGGAGCCGCUCCGCGACGACGAGAUUGCGAUUCUGAAUGGAGUCUUGGAGUUGAACACCAAGAAUGUGGAGGCAAUCAUGACACCGCUGAAAGAUACGGUCAUCUUGAGUGCGGACGCGAUUUUGGACCAUAAGGCCGUCGAUGCCAUUCUCCUUAGCGGCUACUCUCGUUUCCCCGUUCACGAACCAGGCAACCCGCUCGCGUUCGUCGGCCUGUUGCUUAUCAAAAAGCUCCUCACCUACGACCCGAGCAAAGCUCUUCCCGUCUCCGCCUUCCCAUUAUCCAUCCUGCCCGAAGCUAAACCUUCAAUUAACUGCUUCCAAGCCCUGGAUUACUUUCAAACUGGUCGCGCACAUCUUCUCUUGAUCAGCCGUACGCCUGGUCUCGCCGGAGGUGCCAUCGGUGUUAUCACCCUCGAAGACAUAAUCGAGGAGAUCAUAUCAGAAGAGAUCGUUGACGAGACGGAUCGCUACGAGGACAACAUCAGCAAAAAGCGCGCCAAGAGGGCUACGACGGCUGCUAUCAUGCGAGGAAUUGUUGAACGGGAACGAAGGCGCGACACUAAAGACUCCGUAUCCGAACGCACGCCCCUACUUGCGGGCAUCCCAGAGUCAGGUGACAACAGAUUACCGAGCGCGAGCAGUACAAACGAGCAGAAUUAUGGCGGUGUCGUUAGCGAGUCGCCGAAGGACUCAUAA